AUGCUGGAUAAGUUGGAAGAUGAUCAAUUUGUACAUUGGUGGUCGAUAAAUCCUUACUACCCUUUCACUGACCAAGGUGAAUGGGAACUGGGGAAAUUCUUGGUCGAAAACCUUAACCAAACCCAAAUUAUGAAGUUCCUGAAGUUGAAAUGGUUUGAUGCUUCGAAUCGUGGAAGACCAUCUUUUACUAUGAAGGAUCACCUCCUGGACUGGAUGGACUCACUUCCUUCUUUUACCGCAUGCAAAGUCUCCAAGUUAGAGUUUAAAGGCUAUAAGACUGUCCAUCCCAUGGAGCUCGUUAUCCAGCAACUUUUUAGUGAUCCGAUGUUUGCUAACCACAUGACCUUUAACCCCUACAUUGCCAACGUUAAAAAUCACCGUGAAUACGGAGAUUAUAUGAGUGCCAAUAUGGCAUGGAAAAUCCAGGACUAUCUCCCGUUGGGUGCGACUCAAGUCCCAAUUAUCUUGGGAUCAGAUAAAACUCCUGUGACGCGACUCGCUGGGGGAAUUGAGAUGCACCCAGUCUUUGUUACCAUUAGUAAUAUCGAUUCCGAGGUCCAUUCCAAGGCGACAUUACAAGCUUGGUGCUGCGUGGCCUAUAUUCCCAUUGUAAAGUUUCACAUUCACCAAGAAUACCAGUCCAUUCUGCAGGCCAGACUAUGGCAUAAAUGCAUAGACCUCGUCUUUGCAAACCUCAAGGUCACAGCAAACAAUGGCUGCUUCAUGCCUGAUCCCUCCCGCUACAUUCGCCAUGUAUUUACGCCACUUGUCGCUCAUUCUCAAAAGGUAGCCAAAGUCAUUAACUUGUCUGGUGUUCACAUGCCAUACUGGCAUGAUUGGAAGUUUGCAUGUCCAUCCGUCUUCCUUGCCGGCAAGGUGCUGCACACCUGCCAUAAGUUCUUCACAGACCACCCACUAAAAUGGAUCAAAGAAGCUCUAGGAGACUAUGAGCUCAAUACUGACUUCAUGGUCCAACAUAAGCAGGUCGGAAUGUGCCAUUUCACAAAAGGUAUCACACAUAUUAAUCAAAUGACAGGCUGGGAGCAUAGAGACAUCCAAUGCACUAUUGUUGCGUCAAUUGCAGGGGCCAUCCCACACAGAUUCAUCUGUGCAAUCUGUGCCCUUGUAGACUUCUUUUACCUCACUCAAAAUCCAUCAUUGGUGCAGGCGCUUUUGGAUUUCCACUCUUUUAAGGAUGCUAUCAUCCAGGCCAAGGCAAGGAAGGGGAAGAAGGGUCUUUUCCAAAGCUUUCAUGGUACAAUUAAGAAAUUGGAGAAUUUGAUGCAGUUCUCUGCAGAUGUGACAGAGUGGUUGCUCAUCACACAUUGCAAGAACCUUUUCCCAUGGACGUCCCAGAAAAUCAAGGAUUUUACAGAGCAGUGUGUGUGCAUUCUCAACCGCCAAGAGUCAAUGGAAAUCUUUGACCUGGCGUCACUAGUUAAUGCUAUACAUGCUGAAGAUGAAGAUGUCACCAUUGCCAAUCCUGCACUCUCUUGGGUUUCCCGAGUUCUCCUUCAUGAAGUCAAGUCAAUUCAUGGAGAUGCACUCACCGCUUUUCAACUCAAUGUCAUGCCUGAUUACAAGUUGCUGUCAGUGUUUGACAUGCGCACAAAAUAUGCACUCCUAACUUUGACCUUUCGCUCAAACCCCAAAUCUGUACACUUCCAUGUGUGGCACAAGUUCAGAUUGCAGCUUCACUCAGCCUUCCAACCACGUGUCAUCAUGCCAAGCCAAGUGGUUCAAGCAUACCCCCCAACCAAUGGUUUUCCCUUCGGAAAUUGCAAUGCUGUUCUCAUUGAUGCUACAGGCAUUGAUGGCAAGAUGAUGAAUUAUGUUGCGCAAGUCCAUCUCAUUUUUCAACCAACAGUUCAACAGGGUUCCAAUUUGGAACUACCAUCUUACCUCUCCGACCCACUUCUCUACGUCCAAGUUUUCCGCUUCAUUCACAAUCCUGAUGACCACCCUGAACUCGCAAUGUGGACUGUGGAGCGCACAUACACGCAGGAUGGAAAUGGUAACCGCUGUAGGGAGGGGGCUGUUGUACGAGUGACAGAUGUGACCCAUGUGGUUGAAUUGAUACCAGUUUAUGGUGAGGCAAUGGCCAACGGCAUGUCCUCUGCAACUUGCUUGGAGAGCUAUGACCGUUUCUUUUUGAACAGCUUUGCAGACAAAGAAAGCUACCAUAUAUCCAGUACUGAGUUUGUGUAG
Suillus bovinus is the source of this 2208-nucleotide messenger RNA. RefSeq lists its product as uncharacterized. The record is from RefSeq and is a predicted model, not a curated record. NCBI's taxonomy places the organism in Eukaryota, Fungi, Basidiomycota, Agaricomycetes, Boletales, Suillaceae. Bases 1 to 2208 code for a protein of 735 amino acids. The transcript is spliced from 11 exons.